CUCUCAUCCCUUUGAUCAUCAAUAGAUCUGUGUCCCUUCUGUAUUACGCGUUGAUCUUUCAACGCUUCUUUCUCUCUCUUCACGUUCUCUCUCUAAGAAAUUAUUGUCUUUGUCGAUCUCUUCCCUUCUUCAAACCCGUGGCAUUGAAUCUCUGAUCCACACACACACAGAGCUCAACAACAGAGAGACCCCCCUCCUUCAUAUCCCCAAACUGGGUUUCUGUUUCUCUCAAGAAAGGAAUCAAAGCACACCCCAAAAGAGUCUGAUAUGACAUAUACAUUUGCAAUAUAGUAUUGGGUAUUAUUUGCAAUUAAUAUAUAUGUAAUGUAUGUGUGUGUUAAUACAUCGUUUUCCGUAAUUCUUUAAUGUGGGGUUGGAGUUUCGUGUGAUAGGUGUUUAAGAGGGUGACCUAAAGAAGAGAAAAGGCUGUGCUUUUCUGCGAUGUACAAUGGGUUUUGAGUGAUUUGUGUUAGUGUCGGUGAGAGAGAAAGAGAGAUAAGUCGUCUCUCUCCUGAUUUUGAAGGAGUUUAGUGGGUAGUGUGUGACUGUGUGCUCGAUGGAUACGGCAGGAAGACUUGUUGCGGGUUCACACAACAGGAAUGAGUUUGUUCUUAUCAAUGCUGAUGAGAUUGGACGAGUGACUUCUGUAAAAGAAUUGAGUGGGCAGAUUUGUCAGAUUUGUGGAGAUGAGAUAGAAAUUACUGUGGAUGGAGAGCCAUUUGUUGCCUGCAAUGAAUGUGCUUUCCCUGUUUGCAGGCAUUGCUAUGAGUAUGAAAGGAGAGAAGGAAAUCAAGCUUGCCCUCAAUGCAAGACUAGAUACAAGCGCAUCAAAGGGAGUCCUAGAGUGGAAGGUGAUGAAGAAGAGGAUGAAUUUGAUGAUUUGGACAAUGAGUUUGAUUACACUAGCAAUGACAGGAGAGAUCCUCAGCACAUUGCGGAAGCCAUGCUCUCUUCUCGACUCAAUGUUGGCCGCGGUGGGCAACCUAAUGCGUCUGGAAUCACUACGCCGUCGGAGAUGGAUUCCUCUGGCCUUAACCCAGAAAUCCCUCUUCUUACCUAUGGUCAAGAGGAUGAUCAAAUAUCGGCAGACCAACAUGCUCUUAUCAUUCCUCCGGUCAUGGGUCGUGGAAAGCGAGUCCAUCCUAUACCAUUUACUGAUUCCUCAAUGUCUUUGCCGCCACGGCCAAUGGACCCUAAGAAAGAUUUAGCAGUAUAUGGGUAUGGUUCUGUUGCAUGGAAAGAAAGAAUGGAGGAUUGGAGGAAAAGGCAGAAUGAUAGGCUUCAAGUGGUUAGGCACCAAGGAGAAAAUGGUGGUGGGAACAAUGGGGAUGAGCUGGAUGAUCCUGACUUGCCCAAGAUGGACGAAGGCAGGCAGCCGCUUUCAAGAAAGUUACCAAUCCCUUCAAGCAAGAUAAACCCGUACAGAUUAAUCAUAUUACUCCGCAUUGCGGUCCUUGGAUUAUUUUUUCACUAUAGAAUUCUGCAUCCAGUCAAUGAUGCAUAUGGAUUGUGGCUAACAUCAAUUAUCUGUGAAAUAUGGUUUGCUGUAUCAUGGAUAUUUGAUCAGUUUCCAAAAUGGUUGCCCAUUGAGCGAGAAACAUACCUUGAUAGGCUAUCACUGAGAUAUGAGAAAGAAGGGAAGCCAUCUGAGUUAGCUCCUAUAGACAUAUUUGUAAGUACUGUGGAUCCCAUGAAAGAACCUCCACUUAUCACUGCAAAUACGGUUCUGUCCAUCCUUGCCGUGGAUUACCCAAUCGACAAGGUUGCUUGUUAUGUCUCUGAUGAUGGUGCUGCCAUGCUUACUUUUGAGGCCCUCUCUGAGACAUCUGAGUUUGCAAGGAAAUGGGUCCCAUUCUGCAAGAAGUUCAACAUAGAGCCUCGGGCCCCUGAGUGGUAUUUUGCUCAGAAGGUUGACUAUCUGAAAGACAAAGUACAUCCGACCUUUGUGAGGGAACGUCGUGCAAUAAAGAGGGAAUACGAAGAGUUUAAAGUUCGUAUAAAUGGGUUGGUUUCAAUGGCACAGAAGGUUCCUGAGGAGGGCUGGACAAUGCAGGAUGGAACUCCAUGGCCAGGAAACAAUGUUAGGGAUCAUCCAGGAAUGAUCCAGGUGUUCUUGGGUCACAAUGGUGUCCGUGAUAUCGAAGGGAAUGAGUUACCUCGCCUCAUUUAUGUGUCUCGUGAGAAGAGACCAGGAUUUGAGCACCACAAAAAAGCUGGAGCCAUGAAUUCAUUGGUGCGGGUGUCGGCAGUCAUCUCAAAUGCUCCUUACCUGCUGAAUGUAGAUUGUGAUCACUACAUAAACAAUAGUAAGGCUCUCAGGGAAGCUAUGUGCUUCAUGAUGGACCCCACUUCUGGGAAGAAAAUAUGCUACGUGCAGUUUCCUCAAAGAUUUGAUGGGAUUGAUCGCCAUGAUAGAUACUCAAAUCGCAAUGUUGUAUUCUUUGAUAUAAAUAUGAAAGGGUUGGACGGGAUACAAGGACCAAUUUAUGUUGGAACUGGAUGUGUCUUCAGAAGGCAGGCGCUUUAUGGGUAUGAUGCUCCUGUCAAGAAGAAAGCCCCAGGCAAAACAUGCAAUUGUUUGCCAAAAUUGUGUUGCUUCUGUUGUGGAUCUAAAAGGAAGAACAGGAAAGGGAAAUCCAAGGACAAAAAGAAGACGUCAAAAAGCAGGGAGGCUUCAACACAGAUACAUGCUCUUGAAAAUAUUGAGGAAGGAAUUGAAGGAAUAGAUAGUGAAAAGACAUCCCUCAUGCCCCAGAUAAAAUUUGAGAAAAAGUUUGGACAGUCACCAGUUUUUAUUGCUUCAACACUUUUAGAAGAAGGUGGAGUUCCUCCAGGGGCAACGUCUGCAUCACUCUUGAAAGAAGCCAUUCAUGUUAUUAGUUGUGGUUAUGAAGACAAAACGGAAUGGGGGAAAGAAGUUGGGUGGAUAUAUGGCUCUGUUACUGAGGAUAUAUUAACUGGCUUUAAGAUGCAUUGCCAUGGCUGGCGGUCAGUGUACUGCAUACCCCGAAGGCCUGCAUUUAAGGGAUCGGCCCCCAUCAACCUUUCAGAUCGUUUGCACCAGGUUCUCCGGUGGGCCUUGGGAUCUGUUGAGAUUUUCUUUAGCAGACACUGUCCAAUCUGGUAUGGAUAUGGGUGUGGCUUGAAACCGCUGGAGAGGUUUUCAUAUAUAAACUCUGUCGUCUAUCCAUUAACAUCCAUUCCCUUGGUUGCAUAUUGUACCUUGCCAGCUGUCUGUCUCCUUACCGGGAAGUUUAUUGUACCCGAGAUUAGCAACUAUGCCAGUAUUGUGUUUAUGUCUCUCUUCAUAUCAAUUGCGGUGACUAGUAUCCUGGAGAUGCAAUGGGGAGGUGUUGGCAUAGAUGAUUGGUGGAGAAAUGAGCAAUUCUGGGUGAUUGGUGGUGUCUCAUCACACCUUUUCGCUCUCUUCCAGGGUCUUCUUAAAGUUUUGGCUGGAGUCAACACAAACUUCACUGUUACAUCCAAAGGAGGAGAUGAUGGAGAGUUUUCUGAGCUGUACCUCUUCAAGUGGACAUCUCUGUUGAUCCCUCCCCUGACUUUGUUGAUCAUAAACAUAAUUGGGGUCAUAGUUGGUGUCUCAGAUGCCAUCAAUAAUGGGUACGAGUCAUGGGGUCCUCUAUUUGGCAAGCUGUUCUUUGCCUUGUGGGUCAUUGUCCAUCUGUACCCCUUCCUCAAAGGUAUGAUGGGGAAGCAGAAUGGGGUUCCCACCAUCAUUGUGGUAUGGUCUAUACUUCUGGCUUCCAUCUUCUCUCUUUUAUGGGUGCGAAUUAACCCAUUUUUGUCAAGGGAUGGUAUUGUAUUAGAAGUUUGUGGGUUGGAUUGUAACUAAGAUACACAAGAUAAAGGUUUAGAUGGCUCGAGUUAUAUGUAGAAAGGAAAGUUGGGAACUGAAAAGGAGGAGUUGUGAACUAUAAAAGAGCUGCAUCUCAGUGUGAAGAUGAAGGCAUCCCUUGACAGUUUGAUCUUUUGAUGAGAAUCAUCAGUCUUAUAGAUAAGCAAGCUGGAAGAAAAUUUGUGGUGGGCUGUGUGUAGAUAAACAGGCUUGGACCCGACACAUUGAUAUUUGUAUUGAAAAUUUUUCAUUGAUUCUUUUUGAUACAUUUUAGAUUUGUUGUCUGCAAGGGAUGAAAGGUAGAGGACCUUGUCUGUGUAUUCCCAAGAAACAUAGAAGUUUCCAUAAUUUAUUACGUUCUUCUCAAUAAGGCACUUAAUGCAGUGAUGUUAAGUCUCUUUCCAUUAUGUUUUUGGUAAUCGUUUCAUCGGUACUUGUGGGAACUGGAUUUACCAUGUUUAAAUUGUGUAAAUUUCAAUGAAAGACCUGCAUUUUUACAUUGAAAUGUGCUAAUACUUGUUGGAGGGCCACUGGUACUUCAAAGUGAACACUCUCGUAGAGCCUCCUAUGCUUUUCUUCUAUGGCUGUUCAAGUAUAUAAGAAACACUUUUAUUUCAAAUCUGUGUGUUCUGGCACUAUUAUUGUACCAAUGUUGGGAAUGUUUGUUUUCAUUUAAAC
Molecule: messenger RNA, 4531 nt
Organism: Ilex paraguariensis (yerba mate)
Lineage: Eukaryota; Viridiplantae; Streptophyta; Magnoliopsida; Aquifoliales; Aquifoliaceae
Source: the annotation of a GenBank genome assembly